Molecule: messenger RNA, 1591 nt
Organism: Cucurbita pepo subsp. pepo (vegetable marrow)
Lineage: Eukaryota; Viridiplantae; Streptophyta; Magnoliopsida; Cucurbitales; Cucurbitaceae
Product: ERBB-3 BINDING PROTEIN 1
Source: RefSeq, a predicted model, not a curated record
UGAAAGUGCGGCCUCACCUCACCGAUUGUAACCCUAAAUCCUUCUCCACUUUCCUUGCUUACUCCCUUCUGUCCUCUAUCAACCUUCACACUUUUAUCCUAAUUUCUCAUUCUUUCCUCAGCCGUUUUCAAUCCGUCGGACUGUUUUUUUCUUCGCCGGCGUAGAUGAUGUCCGACGAGGAAAGGGAGGAGAAGGAGCUCGAUCUUACUUCUCCUGAAGUAGUCACCAAAUACAAAAGCGCCGCUGAGAUUGCCAACAAGGCAUUGCAGUUGGUGAUAUCCGAAUGCAAACCAAAAGCAAAGAUUGUUGACGUUUGCGAGAAAGGGGAUUCAUUCAUUAGAGAGCAAACUGGCAAUGUGUACAAAAAUGCCAAGAAGAAGAUUGAAAGAGGUGUUGCUUUUCCAACUUGCAUUUCUGUUAACAACACUGUAUGUCACUUCUCACCCCUUUCAUCCGACGCGACAGUGUUGGAAGAGGGCGAUAUAGUUAAGAUUGACUUAGGUUGUCAUAUUGACGGGUUUAUUGCUGUGGUCGCUCAUACUCAUGUGCUCCAAGAAGGUCCCGUUACAGGAAGAGCUGCCGAUGUUAUUGCAGCUGCUAACACUGCAGCCGAAGUUGCGUUGAGGCUCGUGAGGCCUGGAAAAAAGAACAAGGAUGUUACAGAAGCAAUUCAAAAGGUUGCUGCAUCUUAUGACUGCAAAAUCGUCGAAGGUGUUCUUAGCCAUCAGCUGAAGCAGUUUGUGAUUGAUGGGAACAAGGUUGUAUUGAGCGUUGCCAAUCCUGAGACGAGGGUUGAUGAAGCAGAAUUUGAGGAGAACGAGGUGUACUCAAUAGAUAUAGUUACAAGCACAGGAGAAGGAAAGCCCAAGUUGUUGGAUGAGAAGCAGACAACUAUUUAUAAAAGAGCUGUGGACAGGAACUAUCAUUUAAAGAUGAAAGCCUCUAGAUUUAUUUUCAGUGAAAUAACUCAGAAGUUUCCUAUAAUGCCUUUCUCAGCAAGGGCUUUGGAAGAGAAAAGGGCUCGGCUUGGAUUGGUGGAAUGUGUUAACCAUGAUCUUUUGCAGCCAUACCCUGUUCUUCAUGAGAAGCCUGGUGAUUACGUUGCUCAUAUCAAAUUCACCGUUUUGCUGAUGCCUAAUGGAUCCGAUCGAGUCACAUCUCAUCCCCUGCAGGAUCUGCAGCCUACAAAAACAAUUGAGGAUCCUGAAAUCAAGGCAUGGUUGGCAUUGGGCACGAAGACAAAGAAAAAGGGUGGCGGAAAGAAGAAGAAAGGUAAGAAGGGAGACAAAACAGAGGACCCUAAAGAUGCUGAUGAGCCUAUGGAUGCCACAGUCAAUGGUGGUGCCUCCCAAGAAUGAGCACCCAAAAACCACACUCUAAAAAAGAAGUAAAAGGACAAAACAGGAAAUCCCCCUUCGCUUUUUCUUUCUUGAAAUUUGGCUUUACCUCGUUUGUACACACAAUGAGCAGGUGAUGGUUGCCAGAUUUAAAGUGGUGAAACGUUCUUUAUUAAUGAAUCCAACUUCUCUUUUGUAUGGUUGACAUACUUGGAUUUUGAUAGUCGGUGAGAUGUGCGACUGAAUCACCCUAA